Molecule: messenger RNA, 1182 nt
Organism: Drechmeria coniospora
Lineage: Eukaryota; Fungi; Ascomycota; Sordariomycetes; Hypocreales; Ophiocordycipitaceae
Product: TqaL
Exons: 1
Coding region: 1-1182 (393 amino acids)
Molecular function (GO): dioxygenase activity
Source: RefSeq, a predicted model, not a curated record
AUGACAUAUUCCGUUGCAGCGAAACGAGCGGUUCGUGUACCCACGUCUUUGCUUCGCCAGACCACCUUAACUACCGGCAUCUCGUCUCCUGCCUGCCGAGGCUGUCGGCCGUUCCAUGCCUCCGGCAAAGACAAGGCCGUCGAGGCCAUCGAGGCCGUCGACUCCCGCGCCCACCCGGCCCAGGUAGCGGCAUCGUCAUCCCUUUUCGGCAGGAGUCGGACCGCCCCGUCGCCCUUGAGGCCGGUGCCGGGAUCGACCCAGCUCGAUGUCCAUCGGCAGUUAUAUCGACCCGGUUUCUACGAGACCGUCGCGCGGAUCAUGAAGCUCCGCGCCCGCUACAUCGAGGACCGUGCUGUCUUCAUCGAGAGCCGGGAUAUGCUACCCCUCCUCCUCGGACUUGGCGCCGACCCCGGAGACCUCGCCGGCAUGCAGACCGUCAGCGACCGGCUCUACCACGACCCGACUCUCCCCUUCCGCCGUUCUCGUAACGGUCGCUUCUGUAUCGACUUCGACACCCGCAGCCUCCGCCGGCUCGAAUUCCAACCCUUCAAGCUCACGGCCGAGGAAGACUUCAAGCGUCACGACUCCGGACAGCUGCGAAGGUUCGACGAAGUCCAGGAUGAGCUCCAACUCAAUUCCGUCUUCCAAGCUCUCUUCGCCUUCAAAGCCCUCAUGCUGCACGGCGUUCCCACGACGCAACGACCCAAGCUCUCAUACGACAGCCAAAAAUGGGUAUGCACCCUCUUCAACCUUCGGACUGUCACCACUCCAGAGCUCGUGGGUGAACCCGCCCUCGAAGGUGUUCAUUCCGACGGCGUCGACCACACCAUGACCACAUUUCUCAGCAGCAACAACAUGGUCCCCGGCAGCGCCGCUACAUUCAUGCACGACAUGGCAGAAACGACGGGCAUCCCCUUAUCCGACGUCUCACCACACCACAUCCUGUCUCGGGUCCAGCACAAGACCUUUCUUGAUACUCUUCUCAUUGUCGAUCACGAACGCAAGCACAGUCUCUCCCCCGUGUGUGCCAUCGACGAAUCCAGGCACGCUACACGCGACAUGCUCGUCUUCUUCACCCGCAAACCGGUCGAGGCCUCCCACGUCUCCGGCUCGAUCGAUUCGCUUAAACCGCACCGCGAAAUGCCCAUGGAGAUACCCCUCUACGUUCCCGCCGCCCUUUAA